UAGGGAAUAGAAUAAUAAAUGUAGCAGAAACUAAAUUAGGACUUUCAAGUGGAAUACCAUUACUGGAUUCUAUUCAUCGUUACGAAUAAGUUCAUAGUAACAGCAUCCUGGUGAAGCUCCAAACAAAGAAAGGAUGAAGAAACUAAGUGGGAAAUCGCACACUUAUGCCUCGAGUCAAGAGGAUAGUGAAAAUGAUAGCGAUGAGACUGAGUGUAGUAUCGGUAGUAAUUCUACAGCAGGUACUCAUCGAAGUGAUACCCCAACAAGAACGGCACGUUACAAAAGAAAAGGUCGUCGUCGCAGUAAGACAGCCAAGAACAAACCUUGCAACGAUAAACCAUUGUACAAGUACUGCUGCAGUGUCAAAGAAGAUCAUGGGCAGCCAUUAUUUGGUGUACAGUUCAAUCAUCAUUUAAAAGAAGGAGAACCUAUGAUAUUUGCUUCCGUAGGAAGCAACAGAGUGAGCAUUUAUGAAUGCCCAGAGGAAGGUAAUAUUAGAUUGCGUCAAUGUUAUGCAGAUCCAGAUACAGAGGAAAAUUUUUAUACUUGUGUAUGGACUUAUGAUGAGUUUGGUAAACCCUUAUUGGCAGUGGCAGGCUCUCGUGGUGUUGUCAGGGUGAUCAGCCCUGUAACCAUGACAUGUAUAAAACAUUAUAUUGGUCAUGGUCAUGCGAUUAAUGAGCUAAAAAUUCAUCCCAGAGAUCCUAAUAUUUUGCUCUCUGCAUCCAAGGAUCAUGCUCUUCGUCUGUGGAAUAUUAAAUCGGAUGUAUGUAUUGCAAUAUUUGGUGGUGUCGAGGGCCACAGGGAUGAAGUGUUAAGUGCAGAUUUUGAUAUGAAAGGACAGAGAAUAAUUUCUUGUGGUAUGGACCAUGCUUUGAAGCUGUGGUCUCUUGAUAAACCUGACAUGCAGGAAGCCAUCAAACAGUCAUAUUAUUGCAAUCCAACCCGUAAUGGACGACCAUUCGAUUCCAUACUUCAGCAUUUUCCAGAUUUUACAACUCGUGACGUGCAUCGUAACUAUGUGGACUGUGUAAAAUGGUACGGUAAUUUUAUUUUAAGUAAGUCUUGUGAAAAUUGUAUAGUGUGUUGGAAACCUGGAAGACUCGAGGAUGUUCAGUUGCGCAGUGGUGAAAUCAGUGCCACUGUGCUUCACCGUUUUGAAUUUAAAGAAUGUGACAUCUGGUUCAUUCGAUUUUCGAUGGAUUUUUGGCAAAGAACCAUUGCACUAGGAAAUCAAGUAGGUCGAACGUAUGUAUGGGACUUGGAGGUUGACGAACCUGGUCAGGCGCGUUGCUGUUCCCUUCAGCAUCCUCGGUGUACUGCACCUAUUCGUCAAACCAGUUUAAGUCGGGACGGUUCUGUAUUACUUUGUGUAUGUGACGAUGCUACGGUCUGGCGAUGGAAUCGAGAACUAUAGUUUUAAAAUUUUAACUUUAAGAUGGUCAGAAUUGUAAUACCACUGUUAUUUAAAAUAAUCGUGAAUACAAGGGGUAACAGCCAUUUAAUAACUUUGCUUACUUUUAUAAAUAAAUCAACAUUUAGUUAG
Orussus abietinus is the source of this 1546-nucleotide messenger RNA. RefSeq names its product polycomb protein eed-B. Gene Ontology annotation, molecular function: nucleosome binding; protein binding. The record is from RefSeq and is a predicted model, not a curated record. The transcript has 2 exons. Lineage: Eukaryota; Metazoa; Arthropoda; Insecta; Hymenoptera; Orussidae. Gene Ontology annotation, biological process: negative regulation of transcription by RNA polymerase II. The coding region runs from base 134 to 1417 and encodes 427 amino acids. Gene Ontology annotation, cellular component: ESC/E(Z) complex.